AUGACGAAGCGCACUAAGAAAGUCGGCGUUACCGGUAAAUAUGGUGUCAGAUACGGUGCCUCGCUCCGAAAGCAGGUGAAGAAGAUGGAAGUCACCCAGCACGCCCGUUACAUCUGCACAUUCUGCGGCAAGAACAGCGUUAAGCGCACUGCUGUUGGUAUCUGGGAGUGCCGUUCCUGCCGCAAGACCGUCGCCGGAGGUGCUUGGACUGUCUCCACCGCUGCAGCUGCCACCACCAGAUCAACCAUCCGACGUCUACGAGAAAUCGCUGAGGUAUAA
Messenger RNA from Trichophyton rubrum CBS 118892, 279 nucleotides. RefSeq names its product 60S ribosomal protein L43. Gene Ontology annotation, molecular function: structural constituent of ribosome. The record is from RefSeq and is a predicted model, not a curated record. Lineage: Eukaryota; Fungi; Ascomycota; Eurotiomycetes; Onygenales; Arthrodermataceae. Gene Ontology annotation, cellular component: ribosome. The coding region runs from base 1 to 279 and encodes 92 amino acids. Gene Ontology annotation, biological process: translation. The transcript has 4 exons.